This is a messenger RNA of Hyla sarda, 1298 nucleotides long. RefSeq names its product DNA-directed RNA polymerase II subunit RPB1-like. The record is from RefSeq and is a predicted model, not a curated record. NCBI's taxonomy places the organism in Eukaryota, Metazoa, Chordata, Amphibia, Anura, Hylidae. The transcript is spliced from 2 exons. The coding region runs from base 660 to 998 and encodes 112 amino acids.
GGACCGUGGAACGGCUUUCGAGGCCCAACUCUUCCAAGAGCUAUGCCAAUUCCAUGCCUGCAAGAAACUCCGGACCAGCGCCUACCACCCUCAAGGGAACAGGCUCUGUAAACGCAUCAAUCAAGUCUUCAUCCACAUGCUGCGAGCAUCCUCUGUGUCAAGACAAGAAGAGUGUCCCUGACUAAUGCCUGAAUUACUGGAGAUCUAUAACACAGUCCAUUGUUCUAUGGGGUAUACCCCUUUCUACUUGAUGAUGGGGUGACAUGGGCAACUGCCUUAAGACCGAACAUUUGGGCUCCAGGCCCCAAUCAACAACUCUCCACAGGCAACUCUCCACAGGCCUCCCUUGAGAGGCAACAGGAAGAUUACAACUGUCACACCUCCGCCAAACCACUUCAAUUGGGUGAAAAAAGUCUGGCUUCGGAAGUUCUUUAAUAUUGGACUCCAUCUGGGAGACAGUGCCCUAUACUUUGACGGCCAUACCUUAUCCCGAAUCUGAUGUAUACGAAGUACAUAAACCCGUGUAUGAGCCACAAGUCAUCCACCGGAAUCGUAUCAAGCUCUGUCUCAAAGAAGAUCUACCUGUGCUCCCCGCUCCAUUUCCUCCAGAUGUCAGACCUGUGAGGUAGUACGUCCCUAGCGAGGGGAUCCACCCAUCUAUGGAUUUCCCCAUGUUUCCUCCAAACCAGCCGGCAAUCUUCUGUGUGUCUCCAACCUCAGGACUAGUUCAACCCACCUUAGUCACCAUGCCAGUCCCAGUCCUGUCACGGUUGGCUCCGGCCUAUACACCUGUCUCCCGAGUGACGACCAUGUCUUCAGCAUCUCCAGCACAAAUGCCAGUGAUGCUGAGUCCAGCAAGUCCUGAAUCAAUACCAUCUCCUGACUUUGCUGAAGAAGAGCCGGCUGCAGCUCCAGAAGCUCCAAGAGUUCAAGAUCCUCCAGAGGUGGUGCUGCGCAGAUCCCAAAGGUCAACUCAGGGACAAUUACCAGCCAGUUAAGUCUUUGCUGAGGUCCAGUGCAAUCAAAUCCUAGAGUGUGUCUGGAGUCCAUAGGAGGCCUCAAGUCCAUCCUGCAGCAACAAGCUUUCAAGUGUACAAGUAGGCUACAGUCACAGCUUAGUCAGUCUCAAGUCAAGUCAGUCACAGUCAUCUAUUGUCAAGUCAGAGUGGCCUGCACUAAAAUUGUCCAAAUCUUCUGCAAGUCCCAGCAAGCCCUUAACGUCUCUGAAGUCACUGGUCACCUCCGUGGGCAUGGCUGAACUGUAUAGACUGUACCAUCUGUCACUCAGUAAAGCUACC